CAGUCAUCGGGUCGACGUCAAGGCCAUCGCAUCCGGAGUUUUUUAAAAAUAUAUAUAUAUAUAAAUAUAUAUAUGUAUCAUGUCUUUCAAUAUUUUAAUAGACUUUUGAGGAGCAGAGCUUUUAUCUGUACAUAAUAUUCAAAUUUAAAAACAUUAGCGCAAUUAUUUUUUUUUCGCGGGCUAAAUAUUUUUUAAAAUUAUUUUUGUCAGUUCCCCCGCGGAUUUUUUAAAUUCAAGGACACUUGUGACUUUUUUUACGUGUUUAUUUCCCCGCUAACUUGAGCGCAAACGUGACCUUGUCUUUUAUUAAUUUUUGUGAUUAAAUAAAUUAAGUAGUUAAUUAAUUAAAUAUUUAUAUUUAUCGUGAUAAAGUAAAACUUUUUUAAAAUACUAGUGAUUAAUUUUUAAUUGAUUUUUAAUGUGAUCAAGAUCGUGUGUGUUUAUUUAAAUAAAGGCGGAAUUUUAAAUUAAAUAAUUGAGUCAUCAAGAGUCUGAGCUUAUUGAGCAAAGAGGGCGAAGGACUUGCCAAUGAAGAUGAGGCUUCAACGCACCCCACCUUGGCUUUGAUGAGACGCAUCCUUUCUGAUGCUCAGACAAAACUCCGCGUGAUGGUGGAGGAGAACGCAGCAACGGGUGCCCGGUUGGACGGGGAGUUGGAACGCGCACGUGGUGAAUGUGCGAGUCUCCGGGGUGAAUUGAGAACCGUCCGCGGCGCCCUUGUGCUCAACAAUAAUCACCAAAAUAAUGGAGCCACAAGUAAUAGCAGUAAUCUCAGUGGUACUUCGACAAACAGCCCAAGUACAAGUGCUAGCAGCACAACAACUUCUAACAAUUUAUCAGCACCACCGAGUCAAGACAGCACAGAGUCAACGGGGCACAAUAGUCAAGAAGAACCAUCGAAACGUUUAAGUGCUAACAGUAGUCCCGUUGACAAAAGAAGCUCCGCUAGUGAAAAAUCAGUCAGCCCUAUUGACAAAGGCAACAGUCCGAUUGACAAAAAAGAUCGUACUAGUCCUAUUGAUCGCUCUAAAACUAGUCCAUCUGUUGAGAGAAAAAAUGGCUCACCGAGCCGCAGCCCGAGUGAAAAAACCCGACGUCCGUGGACAUCUGCGGUGGAGAAAACGCGAAUCAGUGGCUCGGGUGGUAGCGUUGACUCGCGGUCCGGCAGUGCAAGUCCAGAUCGUGGCUCCCGGACCACAAGUUUCUUUCAGCGCAGCGGAAGCGAACGUUCUAGCGGUGAGAGACUGCGAAUCACAACCAACCGCGAUUCAAUACGAUCCAACAAGGAUUCUAGCUUAGAACACGACAAGGAUAGUUGUAGCAAAGACAUAAUUGAUGGUGACGUAAGACCAGAUGAAGACAACGAACCUCCAGCUCCGGCUCCCAGCAGCAGGCCGACAUCUCCCACUAGUUCUCUCGCUUCACGAUUUUCUGGUCUCCAUACCGGGACGUCAGUUGAGAUAGCAAGCACUCGAAGAUUACGUUUAGAAAAUGAACGUCUUGUGGCAGAAGUUGCGAGAUUACGUCGUUUAUUGCUGAGCGGUGCAGCGCGAGGUGAAGUGGGUGGAGAAGAUGCAGCUAUCGAAGAAGAAGCUCGUUUCGUGGCUCUAGAAAUGGAGUUGCAACACUCUCGGGAGAUUAUCCAAGCCCUCAAAACUGAUCGCAAGAGGCUUAAGGCUGAGAAAUUCGAUCUACUCAAUCAAAUGAAAGCACUUUACAGUACUCUUGAAGACAAGGAACGUGAACUCCGUGACUUUAUACGAAAUUAUGAACAGCGGAUGAGGGAAAACGAAGCGACACUUGGACGACUUCAGCACGGAGGUGGAUUACCAAAUGAAGAACGUGAACGAGAACGUGAACGUGAACGCUGGAGUCUCUUGAGAGCCGCCAGAGAUGAAGCUGACCGUAGUGUUAGUUUGGCAGCAAGUCUUGCUGAUAAAGAAGCUGCACUUUCUCAUGCUCAUGCGACUAUUAAAGAACUUCAACGUCAGUUAGGCGAUCGAGGUAUCGGAAAUGUAUGUUUGAGCGAUCAGGAAUCCCUGGUAUCGUUUCCCCGAGGCAGCGUUAAUGGGACAGCAACACCUGGCGCCUGUAGCAACAGCGGGGUUGGAAAUUGUGUGCCGAUGCUACUCCCGCAUCUGGGAUCCCAGCCGCCCUUGGGCAUCACUGAUAUCUGUGUGGGCAGUGUCACUGGCACGGGUGUGUCUGGCACCGGACAAGCUGGCGAUCGUGGAAGUUGCAGCGCCGAUAGCGGCGUACGUGGAUCCAGCGACCGUGAAAGCGGUGGUGCCACUAGUGUUGGUGGAAAUUUAUCUGAUUCUACCACUGAUGGCACACCAACAAUAACUGUUGAGGGAAGUGGCCUCGACAUGGACAGCAUCUCCGUGAUCUCUUCCAUAGCCCCAUCGCACAUGUACCAGUCAGCGACAACGCCAAAAGACUGCAGUCCGACACUGUCGCCAUUGAACGCAUUCUCACGGGCGAUGGACACAUCCUCAAUGUCGCGAUCCGUCGAGCAGCUCUCCAGCCCGAUGGACUCUGAGCCGAGGAGAUGUAAACAGAGUCCACCUGUCGUAGCACCUGUCGCUCACGUACGCUCGUCUGCGACAAGGGGCGGGCCUUGGGGCUCCAUUUCAAGGGUUUUCGCACGCUCGCGUCACCGGAAAGCGAUAAACAGUUCUGUGAGCGGUAGCGCCGGAAACGAGGGCCCGGAUGCCUUCGAUCCAUACAGAUCCUGGUCACCCCUCACCGAGGAAGGCUACGCCGAGAAGCUGAGACUGCUCAGGGAGGCUGCGACAAUUCCAAUGGAACGUUGGCGUGCACCGACUGUCCUCGCUUGGCUCGAGGUGGCCCUCGGUAUGCCGCAAUAUGGACCGAGAUGCGCUGAAAAUGUCAAGUCCGGAAAGGUACUGCUAGAACUGAACGACGCGGAGCUUGAAGCAGGUCUUGGUAUAACGCAUCCACUUCACAGGAAGAAACUAAGACUUGCUAUUGAAGAGCAUCGUCAUCCAAGUCUCGUUCGUUAUCCCUGCAUCGCCCAACUUGGUCACACUUGGGUUAGUUCCGAGUGGUUACCAGACCUAGGUCUUGCUCAAUACUCCGAAAGCUUCGCCACGAACAUGGUAGACGCCCGUAUGUUAGAUCACGUUGUUAAAAAAGAAUUGGAAAAGUUGCUCGGUGUGACGAGAAAAUUUCAUCAAGCAAGUAUUAUGCAUGGAAUUAAUUUACUGAGGAUGCUCAAGUAUGACAGACAGGCUUUGGCUGUUAGGAGGCAUCAGUGCGAGCAAGUCGACGAGGAUCCAUUAGUUUGGACUAAUCAGAGAUUUAUUAGAUGGGCGAGGAAUAUCGACUUGGCUGAGUAUGCUGACAAUCUUAAAGAUUCCGGAGUACACGGUGCACUGGUAGUGUUGGAGCCUUCAUUUACGGGUGACACGAUGGCAACAGCCCUCGGAAUUCCGCCAGCUAAGCACAUGAUCCGCCGACAUCUGACAGCUGAGCUAGAAGCACUCGUUCUACCAGCAAGAAGUCAGCUGGAGGUUGUCCCGAGGAACCACAUCGGAGCGAGGCCAAUGAGUACCGUGAGUGCGGGAGGAAGUCUUGGCCGGGGAAAUCGGACUCUCCAUCUCCAGCAUCACCAGAGUUCUCUCUCCGCCCUCCACAUGCCCACCAACAACAAUAACCACAACAGCAACAGCUUAAAUACUAUCGAUAGACGACGUUCCAGUCUCAGGACCUGCAGUCUUCUUUACCUUAAAAAGUUGUCAUGGAGAAGCUCUCAGGGGUCACUGAGUCGAGCACUAGGUCUUCGUCCUCGCAGUGAAAAAGCAUCGCCGUCAUCGUCAUCAGAGACCGGAAGCUUGGCCAGUCAGUGUCAAUAUAUGAGUAGUCUACGAAGUAAUUCACCGCCACCCCCACAAUUGCCACCGCGACCGAAUGCCAACGGCGGGAUCGCGACUGGCAUCGGAAGCGGAAGUGGGAAUGGGAUCGGGAUCGGGAUUGGAAGUGGAAGCGGCAAACGUCAUCGUCGGGUAAAAAGUAUCGGCGACAUUGAGUACAUAACGAAUGCGCCUGUCAGCACACCAGUCUGACAAGAGGACAGGCCCCAUCGUUCGGGGCCUUAUCGGAGUCUCAGCGAACGCGGCUAUUCGUCGUCCUAUUCAUCGGCAUCAACAACUUCUCAGUACGGUUCAUACUCUGGGUACAGUAAUAUUCUCAUGUCUGAUUAUUACUGCGAGUCAUUGUCAAGUGGUGGUGGUAAUAAUUAUUAUCAAUUACACGGCGGUUAUUAUUCACCUCAAAGUUCAUCAGGUCCACGUUUUCCUGGUGUUCAAAGAUAUGGAAGUCUUGCUGAAGAAGUUUGGUCAACUUCUGCUAAAGAUGAACAAUUACCAUCCAAAUCAUCACAACCAUAUUUAGCUUAGUUAUUCAUUUAUUUAUUUAUUUAUUAAUUUAUUAAAAAUAAUCUACGCGGAAAACGUAAACCGUCUUCCCAAUGACCAAUUUAUUAUACUGAUUAAUUACUUAUUGGGAAUUAAUAUAUACAUAUAUAGUAAGGGUGUGCGAAUCGAGUUCGAAUCGAAUCGAAUAAUUCAAAUAUUUAUGAGUGUGAGUGCAGAUAUCAGACAAAAUUAAACUUAUCAAUAAAUCGAAUAAAUAAUUAAUAAAAUGAAAUUUUACAAAAAUGCGCAUUUCAAAAAUUUUGAAACUUAUAAGUGCAUUUUUUAUAAUUAGAUUUUUUAAAAUUAUUUACCCUAUUUAUUUAUAAUUUUUAAAUUGUCUGAUGUCUUCUGCAUCCACACUCGUGAAUAUUUAGGAGAAAUUCAAAUUUUUUGAUUCGAUUCGAUAUGAAUAAUUCGUAAAUUCAAACUAAUAGCACACCCCUAAUAUAUAUACAUUUAUAUUAACAUAUAAAAUGCAUCUUAUUUAUUUAGAUGCAUUAGAUACAUUCCAUUUUGGAAUCGUUGUUUAAAUUAGACCAAUUACUCAAUUUGAUAAAUAAAUAAAUAAAAAAAUAAUUGAAUAUCAUACAUAAUUAUAAUUAUUACUCAUAUAUAUAUAUAACUUCAAUCGUCAUAUCUCAAUGUACAAGUAUAAUUAAAAUAUCAGGUAAAAUAUCACGGAAAUAAAUGGAGAUGGUAAUAUAUUUUGAAUUAAUAUAAGUAAUAUAUAAAUAUAAUUAAAUGUACGCGUACUGAUAAAUUUAAAUAUGAGAUAAUUAUGUAUGAUAUUUAAUUAUUGCUACUGAAACGCUGAUUGUAUAUGAAGACGGAAUAUUUGAGUGAAUUUAAAUUAUAAAUGAAACAAUUAAUGUGUAAGGCUGAAUUUCGUUUAUGCAUUUAUACUUUUUUUCUAUUUGAAAGUAAUAAUUAUAAGUGUUGAUAAAUUUUUUAAAUUAAUUAAUAAUUUUAAAAAUUAUUUGACAAUUUAACAGGCGAAAAUUUAAUUCAAAAUUACUUUUGCUGUUAUAAAAAAUAAAUUAUAAAUAAAAAAAAGCAAAAAGACUUAAAAAUUAAUGAUAAUUUUAUACUUUUAAAUUAUAAAUUAAUAUUUAUUCAUUACUUUAAUUUAUUUAGACUAUAAAUCACGAGAUUUAAUUAUUAAUAAAUUAACAUGUAAACCAAAAAUUAAUUAAAAUUUUAAAUAACGAGAAUUAUAAAUAUACAAUAAAAUGAUAAUGUAUCAGUACAUUAAGUAUUAACGACAUUUUAUAAAAAGUAAAAUGCGUAUCAAUACGUAAAUAUAAUCAUGUAUUUUUAUUAACUAUUAUCAUUAUAUGUCUAAAAUAAUUAUUUUAAUAAAUAAAAUAACUUUUAGGCUUAAAAAAUGAAAUAUUAAUUAUUUAUUAUCUGUCACGAACACCAGUCUAUAAGAUUGUUGAGAAAAAAAAAAAUUAAAGCUUGUGCGCGUGCUAAUAAAUAUAUAAAUGAGUAUUGCGCUGAUUAAAUUGCUUAAGAAAAUGAAGUUAUUUAAAUGUCAUCGCUAAGAAUAAUAAACUCAAUGUUGUAAAUGUAUCGAUGAAUAAAUAUAUGUAUAUAUUCGUGUGAAAUGUAAUAUUUAAAAGAUAACUACUGACGAAUAAAUUAUAAUUGCCUUAAAAAUUA
Microplitis mediator is the source of this 6101-nucleotide messenger RNA. RefSeq names its product kazrin (gene Liprin-gamma). The transcript has 17 exons. Lineage: Eukaryota; Metazoa; Arthropoda; Insecta; Hymenoptera; Braconidae. Gene Ontology annotation, molecular function: protein binding. The coding region runs from base 567 to 4088 and encodes 1173 amino acids. The record is from RefSeq and is a predicted model, not a curated record.